UUAUCAACGGCAAGAGAAGAAUAAUAAUUUUGAUUCGCCGUUCCAAUUCAAAAAAAAAAAAAUCGAAAUUCGUCGUGGGAGCUAUUUCAGAUAGUGGGGUGAUAUCUAUCUAUAAAUGUGGAGUAGGUCGGGAAGUUUGUCAGGAAGAAGUAGCUCGGCUUGUAGUUCCACAAGUGAUUGCCAAAACAACUCCUUUGAUGCUGCUGACGAGCUUCUGCAGAUUGGGUCAAGACGCAUUCAGCUAAGGAUAGAGAAGGACAUGCUCAAAGAGUCCCAGCCUCAUAGUAUCGAACUAGUCAGAAGGUUGGAACUCCACACCAAGUCAUUAUCGAAAUCUCGUUUAGAAGACACGGCUAGAAUUAGGACCAUGGAGAAAGACUUGUUGAAUUGCUAUAAAGAGAUUGAUUACUUGCGAGAUCAGCUUACUUUUAGAAGCAAGGAAGUGAGUUAUCUCAAUGAGCAUGUGAACAGUCUUGAAUGCAAAUUGGCUGAAUCAAGGAACUUGGAAGAAGAAGUUAACUCUUUGAGAGAGGAGUUGUGUUUGUCUAGAUCCGAGCAUUUGUUGUUGUUGCAAGAACUCGAGAGUAAAGAAACGGAGCUACAGUGUUCAUCUCUUUCUGUGGAGAAACUGGAGGAGACCAUCUCAUCCUUGACAUUGGAGUCCUUGUUUGAGAUAGAAAGCAUGAAGCUCGAUAUAACAGCGUUGGAGCAAGCACUUGUUGAUGCAAUGAAGAUCCAAGAAGAAAGCGUCCUAGAAAAAGAUCACCUAAGAGGGAUAAUCAGAGAGAUCCAUUUGCAGUCACAAGAGGCGGAAAAGAAAGCCAAGUCCUUUGAGAAGCAAAACGAAGAGCUAAGGGAGAGCAUGGCCGCCGCUGAAAAGAGUAUCAAAGAGUUCUUACACCGUGCUAAAGAACGGCUUGAAAGUGAGGAAGAUCAACAACAACCCCUAAAUGCAGAGUGCUUCUUCGCUGAAUUGAGCCAUCUGUUUCCAGUGUCUAGUGAAGUUCGCGAAUGCUUUGAUGCAGUCAUCAAGAAACUAGGAGUUUCCCGGAACGAAACUUUGAUUGAUAAAAUGGAGGGCAUGGGGAAACAGAUACAGCUGCACGAAGAUCUUGUGAAACUGCUGAAGGAGGAGCUGAAACAGGAGAAACUGAAGGCGAAGGAAGAAGGGGAAGAACUUACGCAAGAAAUGGCUGAACUAAGGUAUAAGAUGACUUGUUUACUCGACGAAGAACGAAAACGCCGCGUGUGUAUAGAACAAGCAUCAUUACAGAGAAUUGCAGAACUAGAAGCACAGAUAAAGAGAGAGACGAACAAGGGCUCUUCCACUGAUAUGCUGCCUCUUUCUGGGUCAUGAAAAAUCGCAAGAUGGUCAGGAAUCUCAUCUCGAAAAGAAUAAUAACCAUACACUAAACUCAGCAGCUGCAAUUCAGACUCUUCCUCCAACAAGGUUUCCACCUUAGUUCUCCAUGCUUGGAAGGUGAUGGGAUCUUAAUCACACAUCAAAUCGCAGGAUGGUGAGGAAUCCAGAGACUUAAAGUGGCUGGAGAGCCGAACAACAGAGGUCUGAGUUAAAUCAUUUGACUAAAUGUCUUGAAGAAUCUAGAUUUACUGAUUUAGAGAUUGUUUCUGGUUCUUUUAGCUUUUAGAAUGUGCCUAGAUUGCUUGGAACAGUGAGUGUAUGCAUAUUCUUUGUUCGUUUUUUGAUAGAGAAAAAGGGCAUGAUGCGAAGCUAGUUUUAAAGCUAACAAUUAUAUCCCUUAUCACC
Raphanus sativus (radish) is the source of this 1768-nucleotide messenger RNA. RefSeq lists its product as uncharacterized. The record is from RefSeq and is a predicted model, not a curated record. The transcript is spliced from 8 exons. Lineage: Eukaryota; Viridiplantae; Streptophyta; Magnoliopsida; Brassicales; Brassicaceae. Bases 116 to 1357 code for a protein of 413 amino acids.